ACGAGUCUUAUUUCUUUUAUUUGUAGUUAGCAUUUAGCGACCGACCGGUUCAGGACAAUAAAAUGAAAGUUAUAAUAAUUCUGAUAGUUCUAUGUUUCGGUGCUACAAUAAUAUCAUCAGCUCUAUACGGCACUGAAAUUGCAGUGGGCAAAGAAUGGUGGAAUGAAAAUUUUUAUCUCAAAUUUAAUUCGCCCAGUGGAAAGUCGUUCUAUAUUGAUGGCAUCGAUGGGAUCAUUUAUCUGGAGAAAGAUCCUGCGUUCACCUUCGGACUGAAUCCACCACCAGGGCCGCCUCCACAAUCAGGAGUAUUGGUAACGCAGACAGAAAUACCACUGAAUGCAAGGAAAGAUUCGCCGUUCAUUAGUUUCAUUUCGAUAGAUUUUCGAAUUUUCGACAUUUAUUUUGAUUACGACGGCAACAACAAUCAGAAUCCGAGAUUGGAAAAUACCAAAUUCGUUUACGAGUAUAAGUAUUCGUUAAUACGGUCACGUCUGCAUUCAUUCGUUGGACCAAAUAAAAAAAAUUACCAGAUUACAUACAACGUUGGUAAUGAAAUCGAUAUUGCAGAAAAAUCGCCAAACGUUGUGGAUCAUUUUCAAAUCAAAACUUUUGGUCCCUACGAAAAAUGGGAGCAUACUUACGAUUUUUCCGACAAUGGAGCAGUUGUUGUAGACCACACGAUUUCACCUAUUCCGGUGCAACCGAAUCGUUCGAUAUCAUUAGCUGAACUGGAACCAAACAGUUUCAUCGGCGAGAAUUCGAUUCGAACAUUUGUUAAAUUCAACACACCCAGUGGUACGGAAUACCACAUCACAACACAACUGAAUAUCGUCCCAGUGAGUGUUAUGGUGAAAGAUACAGCUUACAUUACCUUCACAAUGCAUAAUGGACGAACAUACGAGAUUCAUAUUGACGAGAAGGUUGGCAAUGCAUACCUAGUGGCCAAAAGCUUCGGUGAGAAUUACUUUGGACGUCAAAGACUGCACUCAUUUGUUGCACCGAACCGAAUCUUGUAUCGAAUCGACCAUAAAAACGAGAGCGACCAUGAAGUACCAGUGUUAGUGCCAGAUUCUAGCGAUUCUUCCGAUGUACACAUAACACUCGUGGAGCCGAACCGUCUCUACAACAAGUAUGUAAAGUACAUAUUCUCAGACAACGGAAAGAAACUAUUCGAUCGAGUGGAUGAAAUUGACUGGACCCCACUAAAUGAGCUACCAGCGAUACCAGUAGAAGAAGUAACAGCUGAUUAUUUAGUAGCCAACUUACCGUUUUUGACCUUAUACACACCCAGCGGAAACAAUUACCACAUCUUUGCGGAAGGCACAAACCUUAGCAUUGCUGUCGAGAAAGUGAUGACGCAUUCGCAAAGCCUAUACAUAAGCUAUGGUUGGAAUAAGACUCACAUCCAUUUUGCACCAGGUGCUGAUCCUUAUUUGGAUGAAGAGGGAACACAGACAACUGGAAACGAGGACCACGUCUCAUUUCAAUUUUUGUCAUUUACUACAAUCGAUCAAAAGGAAUAUUCAAUCAAAUCGACAAUAGAUGAUGACGACAAUUGGAAGCCAUCAAUUCAACUGCCAUCUCAAGUGAAAGAACCGGUAGAUCAAUCCCCCGUGAACGGGUUAUCUAUAACAAUACAGAACGAGAACGGUUGGCAAAAUGUCUAUCGUUUUACAUGGAAUGGUGAUAAGCUGGUUGAAGUUAUUUCUGAACCCCCGAGACACUUCGUGGACAACAAAGUCUUACAAUCUUUGAUUGGAUAAUAAAGAAUAAAAUUCAUUGAAA
Bradysia coprophila is the source of this 1785-nucleotide messenger RNA. RefSeq lists its product as uncharacterized. NCBI's taxonomy places the organism in Eukaryota, Metazoa, Arthropoda, Insecta, Diptera, Sciaridae. The record is from RefSeq and is a predicted model, not a curated record.